CCUUCCCCCCCCCAGGUUUGUGUCUUGCCCUCUCGCGUUUCCUCUGCGUCUCUAAAUAUAUUGGGGAGAACGCCUACCCCUGCGCGCAUCCCCGUACCGGUCCACGGGUCUCCUAAUCACUCACUCGCCUCACCCACCAGCUCGAGUCCUCGAAACCCCCGAACUCGCGAUAUUUCCAACUUAGAACGACGUUUGCGCAAUUUCGUCCGCUUGCACACCGGCCACGCCCUUUGUCACUCCUUGGAAACCGCUCCCCUAUCUGUUCUCAGGCUCUGCUGCUCUGUUCCGUUGGCUUGGUCCGACUUGGUGUGUGGAGAAUUGCCUGAUACCCCUGUUCACAAUUCUGUCGUCACCACAAUGAGGCUUCGUGCCCAACGAGCACCGGCGCUGCUUCUCCUCCUCCCCACACUACAUGCCCUUGCAACUACCAUAUUGACGGCGUCCGAGGAGAAGCAAGUCGCUCGAGCCGCCGUCCUCCCCGAAUAUCCCGCCCUCAGCGCACUUCCGUCCCCGUCCCCGUCACCAGCGUCGAAAGCUACCAAAGAUGCGCCAGUUGAUGGACUCGAUGGAAAGCCCCAUGAGGGGCCAUACGUAGAAGGCAAGCCUACAGUGCCCAAGAAACUGCCCGUGGGCGUGGAAGAGAUUCGGCCCGGAGCGACCCGCAUCAGCUCAACACAACAACUGACAAAGGAGGAAUGGAAGGCUUUGGGCGGAGAGGGGGACGGUGUGAUGGAUGAUCCAAACAGAGCGUCCCCAAAAGGAAACACUGGGACUGAAGGCGGGGUCUCUGCAAAGGACAAGGAUAGAAUCGAGCAGGAGACCAAGACCGGAGGGAAGGUCGAGAAAAUUCCAGACCCACCCAAGGAGGCGCCUCCAUUGCCUCACGGGGAACAGGAACGACUCAAGGAGAAGGAACCAACUGAGACAGCAUCUAAAAAGCUCGGUGCGCAGGGGUUGGAGAAGCCGACGGAUCUUCCCGAUACACCUCACGACAUCCCCCACCCAGUCCCCCCCUCCGUUCCCAAAGAUGACCCUCUAGGCACCACCCCUCCAAACAAGAUUUCCGAUUCCGACGACCUUUCCGACGACGACAAUGACGACCAAAACGGUGUCAUUCAGCCAUUCCAUUCCUUCAUCCUCUCCCUGACAAUGAUCAUAUUCUCUGAAAUUGGCGACAAAACUUUCCUUGUCGCUGCUCUCAUGGCCAUGCGCCACUCCCGUCUUGUCGUGUUUACCGCUGCAUUCUCGGCACUCAUCACCAUGACGGUUCUUUCUGCGGUGCUUGGUCACGCCGUACCCACCCUGCUUCCCAAGCGCUUCACCAGCUUCGCCGCUGCCGGUCUAUUCCUUGUGUUUGGCGUCAAGCUCAUGCGUGAGGGGCUAGCUAUGAGUCCCGAUGAAGGUGUUGGAGAGGAGAUGAAGGAGGUGGAGAUGGAGCUCGAGGAGAAGGAGCACCUUGCCCGACGCAACAGUCGCAGGAAAUCUUCCAUAUCGCCCUAUGUUCUCGAAUCUGGUCGUGCCAGACGGUCAAGGUCGAACUCCAGACUACCUGCACCUGCUCGGAGCCCUUCUUCUUCACCAUCACGCUCUCCCUCUCCUCAUGGCUCCACCCUUUCGACUAUUGUGAUUGGGCUCAACAAUUUGUUCUCUCUACUGCUUAGCCCUGCUUGGGUACAAACCUUCAUUAUGACUUUCCUUGGGGAGUGGGGUGAUCGCAGCCAGAUUGCCACGAUAGCCAUGGCUGCAGGAGCAGACUAUUGGUGGGUAACUGGCGGUGCUAUCUUUGGCCACGGCAUGUGUACUGCGGUAGCAGUUCUGGGAGGCCGUGCAAUUGCUGGAAAAGUCAGCAUGCGCAUCGUUACCUUGGGAGGCGCAAUUGCAUUCCUGGCGUUUGGCGUGAUAUAUCUCCUAGAGGCUAUAUACUCAGGAUAACGAAACAUAACACGGCGCAUCUGGAUCACACAACUUCACGUGCUGUAUUCUUUUGUAAUUCGCGGACGGCUUGCACGCACUGCACUUCAAUCUUUCCACUAUGUAAUAGUAAUUGUAUCCCGACGGCAUGGAACGGAACGGCUGGAAAAUGGGUCACAUGGAGUUCCUGGGAUUGCAUUGAGAUCGGAUCAGCGAUUUUGUUUCUUGUGGCAUAUCGGAAUAGUUCUAUUUGCUGACAGGAAAUGAGUGACCUGUUGUGUGACGUGAGCACGGGUAUGGUGGUGGAAGGUACCUUGCAUCCAAGAGUUGUCUACCUACAAUAAUGUAUU
Messenger RNA from Lindgomyces ingoldianus, 2261 nucleotides. RefSeq names its product UPF0016-domain-containing protein. Gene Ontology annotation, biological process: manganese ion transmembrane transport; Golgi calcium ion transport; Golgi calcium ion homeostasis. The coding region runs from base 358 to 1932 and encodes 524 amino acids. Lineage: Eukaryota; Fungi; Ascomycota; Dothideomycetes; Pleosporales; Lindgomycetaceae. The transcript has 3 exons. Gene Ontology annotation, molecular function: calcium ion transmembrane transporter activity; manganese ion transmembrane transporter activity. The record is from RefSeq and is a predicted model, not a curated record. Gene Ontology annotation, cellular component: fungal-type vacuole membrane; Golgi apparatus.